CUAAUCUGAUCGCAUCCAUCCGAAGCGCACCAAACAUACGGUGUCUGUACCAUUACACGGGUCUCCAUCUGUCUGUCUGUCUGUCUCUCGACGCCGCUGGGUGGCGGGCGGACAGGGAGCAGCACAACGUCAAUCCAUUCGCAGGCACGAUCUAUGCACACACACACACAUCACAUACAAGGGGAACACCCACCACACCCACAUCUGUCUGUCUGUCUGUCUGCCCCUCUCUCUGCCAGCUGCUUACUGACUGUACAAGACACAUAAAGCGAACAGCCGGCAUGCAGACAGACGGGGAGGCAGGCAGGCAGGCAGGCAGGCAGGCCAGAGUGCACGCCAGCCACUAGCUAAGCUAACUAACGAGCUACGAGCGGGCAGCGAGAGCAUCAGAGCUCCUCAAAGAUCGACCCAAACACGCCCGCGAAGGGGUCCACGUGCGGCUGUUGUCCCCUGUCCUCUGCAACCGCCGUCUUGUCGCUCCCUGCCACUGCCUGGUGCUCCUUGUUGUGCGCCUCCUCGGUGAUGUACUCCUGCCCGUCGCUGGUCUUGCGCGUGGUCUUGGUCUUGACCGUGCCAUUCGGCUCGGUCCACUUCUCUGUCACGAUGGUCUCCUGCUUGCCGUUGACAUUGCGGUGCGCCACGCUCUUGCUGUAUCCCUUCUGGCUGGAAAACGACCCCCCGGAAGACGACGAGAAUGACGAGAACGAUGAGCUGCUCGAGCUGGAGAAAGACGUUGAGAAAGACGCCGACCCGCCCCCUCCCCCGCCACCGAAUGCCGCGAAGGGGUCGGCAUCGAACCCUUUGAACAUGUCCUCAAAUCCCUUGAAGAAGUCUUUGAACAUCUCGUCGGCCUGGGCGAAGCUGAAGUGGUGCGCAGCGCCGAAGUCAAAGCCGCCAGCACCGCCAGCGAGGGAGGCGUCGUACUGUUUCCGCUUGUCGGGGUUGCUGAGGGUCUCGUAUGCCUCGGCUAUGCGGAUAAACCGCUCCUCGGCCUCCUUCUUGUCACCUGCAGUGCAGCCACACAGCCGGCCACCGGUGACGUAAUGGGCGGUAAGAUAUCUUCUCGCCAGGUGCGCAAGCGCUGACCUUGGUAUUUGUCAGGGUGGUACUGCACGGCCAUCUUGCGAUACGCUUUCUUGAUCUCGUCGUCUGUGGCCUUCUGCUCGACUCCCAACACGUCGUAGUAGGUCUCCUUCUCCUCGCCCGCCAGCGCCUGCGGACACACACAUCACAUCACACACAAAGAGAUCGGGUCGUUCUCAUUCAUCGGCUGGCUGGAGGUGGGAGAUGCGCUGACCAGGAAGGCACAGACGCCCAGCAAGAUGCCGAGGAGCAGACGGAGAUGCGAUGCUGGAAACGCCAUUGAGCCCACACACCACCUGUUGCUUUCGUACAGAUCUCCCAAAGGACAGUCCUCGAGAGCUAUCCAAACGCACCAGAAACCGCUGAGCACGUCAC
Molecule: messenger RNA, 1458 nt
Organism: Vitrella brassicaformis
Lineage: Eukaryota; Vitrellaceae
Source: the annotation of a GenBank genome assembly